Molecule: messenger RNA, 656 nt
Organism: Odobenus rosmarus divergens (Pacific walrus)
Lineage: Eukaryota; Metazoa; Chordata; Mammalia; Carnivora; Odobenidae
Gene: PPP1R17
Product: protein phosphatase 1, regulatory subunit 17
Exons: 5
Coding region: 97-564 (155 amino acids)
Biological process (GO): regulation of phosphatase activity
Molecular function (GO): protein phosphatase inhibitor activity
Source: RefSeq, a predicted model, not a curated record
GAGCCGGCCCAGCUUCAGGGAGGAGGCUUGCCCUCCCCAUCUCUCGCCUCACCCAGCGCCUGCACUCAUUGUGCUGUCCAAGAAACAUCUCCUUCGAUGAUGUCCACUGAACAAAUGCAGCCAUUGGAACUCCCAGAAGACAGACUGGACAAGCUAGACCCUCGUUGUGACCACUUAGAUGACCUUUCAGACCAGUUCAUUAAAGACUGUGAUCUCAAAAAGAAGCCAAGAAAGGGAAAAAAUGCACAGGUUGCCUUGAAUGUUGAGUCAGACCAAAAAAAGCCAAGGAGAAAAGAUACACCAGCACUGCACAUCCCACCUUUUAUACCAGGUGUGCUUUCAGAACACUUACUUAAAAGAUACGACAUUCAAGAGAGACACCCAAAGGGCAAAAUGAAUCCAGCUCUUCAUAACACUGACCUGGAACAGAAAAAACCAAGGAGAAAAGACACACCUGCCCUGCACGUGUCCCCCUUUGCAGCAGGUGUGACACUGCUCAGGGACGAGAGACCCAAAGUGAUCGUGGAAGAUGACGAAAAGGAUGGUGACAAGAUAGCUAUUUAAAGAGAGUUCUCCUGAGAUCACUUGUAAAUAGGUUAGAUUGGUUCCCUGUGGCGACCUAGGAAAAAAAUAGACUUGCUUCUGCUCUCAUUUUG